AUGAAUAUAUUGUUUUGUUUAUUUGUCAUUACAAAUUUGUAUAAUAUCAUUGCUGUUAAAGCCUUGAAAGAAAAUUUAAGAGUGUCCAAAUAUUAUGCUGGAGAAAAACAUAAAUUAAAUUUGGAAAAUAAGUAUAUAGGUAUUUCUACAAUAGUAUUAAAAGGAGGUUACAUCAAUAGACAAUUUAUUGGGGAAAUAAAUAUUGGAAAUCCUCCACAAACUUUUAAAGUUCUUUUUGAUACUGGAAGUACUAAUUUAUGGAUUCCUUCAAAAAAUUGUUUCACAAAAGCUUGUUAUAAUAAACGAAAAUAUGAUCAUAAAAUUUCCAAGAAUUAUAAAUUGGUAAAAAAAAAAGAUCCUGUGGAAAUUUUAUUUGGAACGGGGGAAAUACAUAUUGCUUAUGUAACAGAUGAUAUUCAUUUAGGGGAUAUUAAAGUUAAAAAUCAAGAAUUUGGUUUAGCUAGUUAUAUAUCAGAUGACCCCUUUUCUGAUAUGCAAUUUGAUGGCUUAUUUGGAUUAGGAAUUUCAAAUGACGAGAAGAAAAAACAAUUAAUUUAUGACAGUAUUCCUAAAAAUAUAUUAGAAAAAAAUAUGUUUGCAAUUUAUUAUCCCAAAAAUGUAGAUGACGAUGGUGCCAUCACUUUUGGAGGUUACGAUAAAAAAUUUAUAAGAGAAAAUUCAAGUAUCGAAUGGUUUGAUGUAACAUCUCCAAAAUAUUGGGCUAUUCAAAUGAAAGGUUUAAAAAUAAAUGGUGUCUUUCUUGAUGUAUGCUCAAAAAAUCAUGAAGGAUUUUGUCAAGCUGUAAUUGAUACAGGAACAUCAAGCAUAGCUGGGCCAAAAGAAGAUCUAAUAUUAUUAAGCAGAUUGUUAAAUCCCGGAAAAAAUUGUCAAAAAAGGAUUCUAUUAAAAAAUUUUUCUUUCAUUUUUAUUGACGAUAAACAUAGAGAAAGAGAAUAUGAAUUAACACCCAAAGAUUAUAUUGUAAAUUCAUUUAGAAUAGACCCUGUUUUAAGAACUCCAUGCAAUUUUGCAUUCAUGCCAAUUAAUAUUUCGUCAUCUAAUGGAUAUCUAUAUAUACUUGGUCAAAUAUUCUUACAGAAAUAUUAUGCAAUAUUUGAAAAGGAUAAUAUGAAAAUAGGUUUAGCGAAGUCCAUAUAA
Plasmodium gaboni is the source of this 1158-nucleotide messenger RNA. Its product is annotated as plasmepsin VIII. The record is from RefSeq and is a predicted model, not a curated record. The transcript has 13 exons. Gene Ontology annotation, molecular function: aspartic-type endopeptidase activity. Lineage: Eukaryota; Apicomplexa; Aconoidasida; Haemosporida; Plasmodiidae. Gene Ontology annotation, biological process: proteolysis. The coding region runs from base 1 to 1158 and encodes 385 amino acids.